AUAACACGCAGCCGCCGUCAAAUGACAAUAAAUUUUCGCUAGUAGUAUCAUCAUUAUUUGGAAGAAUUUUUUUUUUUAGAAGAAAAUUGCUUAAAGCACGCAUUGUCGUAUGCGACGAAUUCAGAUAGAAUAAGGAAAAUUAGUGAAAAUCGUUAACAAAACGGCUGCAUAACAAAUACACAAGGUUCAACAAGUAACUACUUAGAACGUUCCAAAGAGUCACCCAGUCAAUAAAAACUAAAAAAAAAAAACAGAUACCUAAAUGAUAAAUAUGGAUAUAAGCGUGACACCGAACUAUUCAUACAUUUUCGAUUUCGAAAAUGAUUUCAUCCAUCAACGCACACGCAAAUGGAUGGUGGAGAAUUGGACUUGGGUGUUUUACUAUUGUGGCAUUUAUAUGUUGGUGAUAUUUGGCGGGCAGCAUUUUAUGCAAAAUCGUCCCAGAUUCCAACUACGCGGUCUAUUAAUCAUCUGGAAUACAAUGCUCGCCAUGUUCAGUAUUAUGGGCGCUUUUCGAACGGCACCGGAACUCAUACAUGUGCUACGUCAUUAUGGACUUUUCCAUUCCGUUUGCGUUCCUAGCUACAUCGAACAAGAUCGCGUCUGUGGAUUCUGGACCUGGUUAUUUGUACUCUCCAAACUGCCCGAACUUGGUGAUACAAUCUUCAUUGUGCUGCGAAAACAGCCGCUCAUAUUCCUGCACUGGUACCACCACAUUACUGUGCUCAUCUACUCUUGGUUCUCCUACACAGAAUACACUUCAUCGGCGCGCUGGUUCAUUGUCAUGAACUACUGUGUGCACUCGGUGAUGUACUCAUACUAUGCGCUAAAGGCAGCGCGUUUCAACCCACCACGCUUCAUUGCCAUGAUCAUCACCUCACUGCAGCUGACACAAAUGAUUGUCGGCUGUGCGAUCAAUGUGUGGGCCCAUGGUUUCCUCAAGACACACGGACGGCAAUCGUGCAACAUCUCACAGACGAAUAUCAAUCUAUCGAUAGCGAUGUACUUCAGCUACUUUGUGCUGUUUGCGCGCUUCUUCUACAAGACAUACUUGUCGCCAGCCGGCAAGAAGAGUCGCCGCAUGGCAGCAUCACUGGCAGCACAAAAUACAGCCAAAUUGUCACCAUCGUCACAGGAGGAGCACAAAAGUGUUGCUGCGAAUGGCAGCGCUGCCGCACUUAACGGUACAGCGUUACUGCGCAAAUCCAAAGCGCAGUAAGCGGCGACAGCAGCAGCAGCAGCGGCGGUGCUGGAGCUAUGUUUUGUUGUAUUUUUGGUGGGGCGUUCCAGCGGGUGCCGAAUGAAAGAUUGAAACGUAUUUUUUUGAAUUGGAAUUCGGGCAGAGUAUAAGUCAAAAGUCAAAAGUCAGUAGCCAGUAGUCAGUUAGUUGGAGUAGCGGGUCAACGAAACGGGAGCAGAAGGAGAAAACGGAGCGCAAUGAUUUCAACAAAACAGCCUGGAAUGUAAUACAAAUUUGUUGUAUUCAUUAAAUUAUUUAAGUAUACAAAAAAAAAACAA
Molecule: messenger RNA, 1518 nt
Organism: Rhagoletis pomonella (apple maggot)
Lineage: Eukaryota; Metazoa; Arthropoda; Insecta; Diptera; Tephritidae
Gene: Baldspot
Product: elongation of very long chain fatty acids protein 6
Exons: 3
Coding region: 263-1219 (318 amino acids)
Biological process (GO): fatty acid elongation, saturated fatty acid; fatty acid elongation, polyunsaturated fatty acid; very long-chain fatty acid biosynthetic process
Cellular component (GO): endoplasmic reticulum membrane
Molecular function (GO): fatty acid elongase activity
Source: RefSeq, a predicted model, not a curated record